Molecule: messenger RNA, 2769 nt
Organism: Egretta garzetta (little egret)
Lineage: Eukaryota; Metazoa; Chordata; Aves; Pelecaniformes; Ardeidae
Gene: KLHDC7A
Product: kelch domain containing 7A
Exons: 1
Coding region: 1-2769 (922 amino acids)
Molecular function (GO): protein binding
Source: RefSeq, a predicted model, not a curated record
AUGCCCCUGCAGGUAACCCUGCCCUGGCAUUCCGACAUGCAGCUGGCUGGCAAGCUGGUCCUCUCCGCCGCCGCUCUGCUCCUCCUGACUUUGGCGUACAGGUUUUAUAAGUCCCGCUCGCUUGCAGGGGGCAAAAUCCUGCCGGCCGACAUGGGAGGAGAGCAGAGGGAAAAUGCUGCCCGGGAUGGGGAUGGUGUGGCGGGUCUGCGACGGAGGUGGGUGUUUGGCAAGGAGGCGAGGAGGGGUGGUGGGGAUGGACGAGUGAGCGUCCCGGGGACAUGGCGCACGCCUCCCCGGGGGGAUCAAAGUCUGCCAAGGGGUGAGGAGGAGGAGGAGGAAGGAGAGGAGAGGGAUUCUGAACCCAUGGGGACACAGCGCAUGCCUCCCCGGGGGGAUCGAAGUCUGCCGAGGGAUGAGGAGGAGGAGGAGGAAGGAGAGGAGAGGGAUUCUGAACCCAUGGGGACACAGCGCAUGCCUCCCCGGGGGGAUCGAAGUCUGCCGAGGGGUGAGGAGGAGGAGGAGGAAGGAGAGGAGAUGGGUUCUGAACUGAGGCUGACUUGCAGGAGAGCAGGGAUAGCCAGGAGGGGAAGUGAGCUGGGAAGCAAGCGGGGAAGUGAGCUGGGAAGCAAGCUGGGAAGUAAGUUGGGAAGUGAGCCAGGAAUUGAGCCAGGAAGCAAUCCAGGAAGUGAGCCGGGAAGCAAGCUGGGAAGUAAGUUGGGAAGUGAGCCAGGAAUUGAGCCAGGAAGCAAUCCAGGAAGUGAGCCAGGAAGCAAGUUGGGAAGCGAACUGGCAGGAAAGCCAGGAAACGAGAUGGGAAGUGAGCCAGGAAGCGAGCUGGGAAGUGAGCCGGCAAGUGAGCCAGAAAGCAAGCCAGGAAACCAGCCAGGAAGCGAGCCGGGAAGUAAGCUGGCAAGCAGGCUAGGAAGCAAGCCAGGAAGCAAGCUGAGCUCUCAUGACCCCGGGGAUGCAGCCGAAACAUGGAGCAGCCGCGGGGAGGAGGGCAUGUUUGCCCCAAGCACCGGGCUUCCCCCCAGGAUUGCUCAUGCCCAGGUGGCAGGUGACGGACACGCCCACAGCACGGAGCAGGAUUUGGCUGGCAGAGGCGGGAGGCGGGAGGCCGAGGGACACAGGGGCACAAUCCAGACCCUCAGUGUCACCUCGGACUUGGGGCUAACGAUGACAGCGAGCAACGUGGGGUCGGAUGCCUCCUACUCUUUCUCCUCGGUCACGAAGAUCCAGGUGGAGGAGAACUACAUUGGUGAGCGGCGGGCAAAGGAUGGGGCCGGCCAGCCCGUCCCUAGCCUCAAAGGUAAAGUCUACGACUACUAUGUCCAAUCCAUCUCCCAGUCAGUGUCGAUGAAGAGGUCCCUCCCCUACAUCCCUCUGGGGAUAUCCCAGCGCCGCAGCUCAGAGCAGGUCAAUGCAGAGCUGCAGAGUUUUGCAACCCAGGAGCUGGACCCAACUUCAGCAACACAGGAUCCCACCACCUCCUCCGUAGCUCCACCACCUACAGGGAGCUUGGACAUCUCCCCUGAGCCACCGUCUCCUGGCCGCAAGAAAAGCAUCCUCCAGAUCGCUGACAGCCCCCACCUCCAGCUGCCCAUGGAGGGUUUUGGGGUCACAGCACCAGCUGGCACACAGCCUGCAAGCCCCAGGCCAGGGCUGGUGGCCAGUGCUGACCUCUUCCAAAUGCCACCCCACACACACCUGGACCUGGGGAACUGCUACGAUGUCCUCUGCACAGCCAAGGCACAGAAGCUUGGUCAUCUCCAGGAGGCUGCCUACAAGGUGAUGAGUGACAACUACCUUCAGGUGCUGAGGACACCCUCCAUCUACGGCCGCCUCAACGCCAGCGAGCGGGAGCUCAUCCUGCAGCAGAGGAUGAAGGGGAAGAUGUAUGUGGCUGUGGCAGACAUCAACAUGCAGGAGCCCGGCCUCCACACCAGCCGCCUCUGCUACUAUGAUGACAGAGGGGACUGCUGGCAUCACCUCUGCCAUGUGCCACCAGAGGUGGUCUCCAAGGGGUGUGCCAUGUGCAGCAUGUUCAACUACCUCUUUGUGGUGGCUGGCUGUGAGGGCAUGGGCCAGAUGCAGAGACCUUCCAACCGUGUCUUCUGCUAUGACCCUCUGACCAACAUCUGGAGGGAGAUCUGCCCCUUGAACCAAGCACGGCCGCACUGCAAGCUUGUGGCCUUGGACGGCCACCUCUAUGCCAUUGGUGGCGAGUGCCUCUACACAGUGGAGCGCUACGACCCCCGGCAGGACCGCUGGACCUUCACCGCACCCCUGCCCCAUGACACCUUUGCCGUGGCCCACACAGCUACAGUGUGUGAUGGGGAGAUCUAUGUGACGGGGGGCACCUUGCGCUAUGUUCUGCUGUGUUACGCUGCCCGCUCGGACAGCUGGAGGGUCUGCCCGGUUGGCGGUGGCAAGGACAGGACAGCUGAGAUAGUGAGCACGAACGGCUUCAUCUACCGCUUCGACCUCCACCGCAGCAUGGGCAUUGGUGUCUACCGCUGCGGAGCCAAGGCCAAGCUAUGGUACGAGUGUGCCGUCUAUGCCAUGCCCAACCUGUCCAGCUUCCAGUGCGCCGUGGUGGGCAGCCUGGUUCACUGUGUCGGCCGGCACUUCCACAUACGCUUCUUGGCCGAUCAUAUCUCACCACGCUUCGGGACCAAGGAGCUGCAGCCUUUCCCAUCACCCCGCGGCAGCCUCCUCCCAGCUGUCCUGGUGCUGCCGGAGGGAGGGAUGAUGCAAACGCAGGUCUGA